Messenger RNA from Pygocentrus nattereri (red-bellied piranha), 1665 nucleotides. RefSeq names its product alpha-2-HS-glycoprotein 2 (gene ahsga). Lineage: Eukaryota; Metazoa; Chordata; Actinopteri; Characiformes; Serrasalmidae. The coding region runs from base 11 to 1150 and encodes 379 amino acids. Gene Ontology annotation, biological process: negative regulation of endopeptidase activity. Gene Ontology annotation, cellular component: extracellular region; extracellular matrix; blood microparticle. Gene Ontology annotation, molecular function: cysteine-type endopeptidase inhibitor activity. The transcript has 7 exons. The record is from RefSeq and is a predicted model, not a curated record.
CAAGCAGGCCAUGCACCGGGUCACCUUUACUCAACAAGAGCAGCAGAGUAGCACCAAGGCUUUCACCGCAGCGCUCGUGAUGAAGCUACAGACUACCCUCGCUGUCCUCAGCCUCCUGCUGGUGGGCUCCUGGGCCCUGCUGCCACCAAUGCCCAACAUCACCCUGCCGUCCUGCAACUCCCUGGAAGCCCAGGAAGGCGCACAGGUGGCUCUCGACUUCAUCAACAACCAGCACACUCACGGCUACAAGUACGCCCUGAACCAGAUCGAGGACAUCAAGAUCUACUCCAUGCCUGAUGGGAAGGAGGUCUACAAGAUGGAACUGGAGUUCCUGGAGACUAAGUGCCAUGUUCUAGACCCCACACCCUCAGCUCUGUGCCCGGUUAGACCCAAACAUGAAACGGCAGUGGAGGCCGACUGCGAUGUGGCUCUCUCCAAAGCCGCUGGUGUCCUGUCUGUCGUCGCCUUCAAGUGUAAAACAGAAACAGAGACUCCUGACCACUCCUGUGUGGGCUGCUUUGACCUCAUUGCAUUUAAUGACACUGAUGCCGCUCAGCUGAUCCAAGGCUCACUGGACGACUUCAACAGAAAUAACAACCUCAGUGCUGUUUUCGCACUUCUUGAGGUCGGCCGACUCUCAUCUCAGGUCGUGAAAGGUGUGCUCAAAAUCAGAGCUGAAUAUGCCAUCAUUGAAACCAACUGCACAGGCAUUGAUGACGGUGCCUGCGUCCCUCUGAGUCACACCGUUGCUCGCCACGGCUUCUGUCGUUCUGAAAGUCUUAUUUCGCCGGUUGACUGCAAAAUCUUCCAUCCCCUGAUUCAACUUGUUGACCCGAAUGUCAAUGCUAGUGUUGCUGCUGCACCGCCUCCGGUUCUCCUGCAUGCUCACACUGCAGGACCUGGCUACUCGCCCGCCAUCCAUACCCUCAAACACCACAAGCUGACGCCUCUUCACGACCCCACGGCCAGCGGCCUGGUCUCUGCAGAGUCUGCCGAGUCACGGGAGGCUACGGUAGUCCUGGAUGUACCCACUGCUCCCAUUGUGAAGAGGGAUGUAGCCCCAGUAGUGGUCGGCGCACAACCUGCAGACGCACCAGUGGCUGGUGCCGUACCGCUUAUCCGGUGCCCAGGGAGGGUCAUACAUUUCUGAGCCAGUUGCACUUUAAGACCACAGUCACAAUACUUACUCUGAUUUACUUCCAACAUAUAUAUACACACAUACAUACAUAUUCAAUAUUCCUGUCACAUGCAUGAUCCACAUGUGACACAUCCAUAUGAUGACCACCCUGAUAUAUAUGGGCAUGUACAGUGACAAACCUAUAGAUAAAAAAAUAAAUAUAUAUAUAUAUAUAUGUGUGUUCUAAUCUGGUCUUAUUAUAGUAACACAUAAACAUGAAAAUUUGGAGUCAUCCCACUUCGACUCUGUAACAUUGUGUUUCUAAGCCGUACAUCUGCCCAUUCCAUGGUUUGUUUGGUUUGUUGGAGUACUGAGAUCAACAGCUGGCUGAAAACUGGGCCGUAUUCCUGACACGGUUUGGGAUGAAUGUUUUAUCCUGCAUGUUCAAGCAGUUCCCACUUCAAAUGGUGCUAAAGACUAUGUAGCCUAGCUGUAGGCCCAGUUUCACCUGUACCAUUUUAAUGUAAUAAAUGACCUUCAGUCUCAGA